AUGAAAAGGAAUCUGCAAUUUACGUUAGCAAUACUACUUUGCAUACUUUAUGACUUCAAGGUGAAAUAUAAUGAAGUAGGCAUCAGCAUAAAAGGGACUCCUUUUGAAGACUUCAUCAAAUCACGACAACUUUUAGACGCAAAAUAUCCUAUUGAACAUACUGCUGACGUUCUCAGAGUUCUCUUGCUCUGGAAGUUUGGUGGAACUUACACAGAUACAGACACCAUUACAAGAUUACCUUUUGAUACUUUGGAACCUAAUUUUGCUUGUCAAGAAAAUGAAAAAUAUGUUGUAAAUGGAGUUUGGAACAUGGAAAGUGCUGACAGAAGUCCUCUCGCUACACUUUUUGCAGAACAUUUAACAAAGAACUACGAUGCAACAACAUGGGCUAAAAACGGUCCAGGGUUGNUGAAAGUAACCUUGAGACUUUUGGUCUAUGAAAUGAAAGCACUAAAAAAGAAAAAUAAUUUUUGA
This is a messenger RNA of Clunio marinus, 474 nucleotides long. Lineage: Eukaryota; Metazoa; Arthropoda; Insecta; Diptera; Chironomidae. The record is from the annotation of a GenBank genome assembly.